Molecule: messenger RNA, 3882 nt
Organism: Symbiodinium necroappetens
Lineage: Eukaryota; Dinophyceae; Suessiales; Symbiodiniaceae
Source: the annotation of a GenBank genome assembly
AUGCAGGAAAGACGGGAUGCGGUUUGGCAGAGCUUGCGCUUCCUGAUCAGCCAGACACCCAGCACGCACACACUGAUCGUCGGGGGCGACUUUAAUGCCUCACUUAAGCCACUACCACCGUGGCUUGGACAAGGCAUGCUGGCUGCCAAGAAGAUCUCCCCGGAUGCCGAAGCUGUGGAAGGCCUACUUCGGGACUUUGACUUGCGUGCGUGCAACACCUUUGGCAGGACCAACAGCGCAACCUUCGUGCAGCGCACUCUUAAGGAGAGCAGGCGAUCGUUCAUCGACUACAUCCUCAUCAGGCGCGGCCGACAACAUGUUCUGCAAGCGGGACCCGUUCAGCAAUGUGAGGUGGGAAGAUGGCGGGGCGGAGGACGACAUACACCGCAAUUUGCCACCUUGCAGAUCCAGAGGUUUCGGACUCAGCGUGCACCGCCUGCGGCGGAGUGGCCUCGAUGGAAGUGUGCCUUGCUGCAGAAGGCAAUCGUGGAGCAGCCGACUUUAGGGCAAGACUUUGGCGAAUGUGUGCAGCGCUCCCUGAAGCAGGUGAAGGAGUACAAUGCAGUUUCGCUAAAUCAACUCCUGCUAGCUGCCGGGCGACAGGUCUUCAACAUCAAAAAGCCGAUGUCAUUGCCUCCGCCCUGGGAGGCCGAAGCGCACGCCGCUACCAUUAAGACCAUGUGGCAGCACUACCGAGCGAUGCGCACGCAGGCCCGCACCACCUGGGGAUCAGCUGCCCUGCCACAUGUGCUCAAGGCAUGGAUCCAUCACUUCCGCUUUGUUCGCAUGCACAAACUUGUUCAAAAGCAUAGCAGACGACUCCGACGGGAGAGGUUCCACACAUUGCUGGAGGAAGCCGAGGAACAGGACAAACAGGGGCGUCCACAAGCCAUCUUCGACAUACUGCGCAGGUUCACACCGAAACAACCACGACAACGCCGGCAUCUUCGAGACAAGGCGGGGAGGCUUCUUGAUCCGGUGGAAGAGGCCGAGGCGCUUGCUGCAUUCUGGAAGAGCGUGAACGGCACCACUACCCGCCCCGCGAAGGUCCAAUGCGAGAUCCAGUAUCACAUCACGUGGGAGGAGCUGGCUACAGAGUUGUUGCACCUCAAGGCGGGUAAGGCGGCCCCUGCGCACUUCGCUCCGCACAUCCUAUGGCAGCUUGCAACUCCGCAUCUUGCACAAUUUCUCAGUGAGCGUGUUCUACAGGCCUGGAGCACAGAUCACGUUAGCAUCGACCCCGCGUGGCCGUCAGCGUGGUUAGUCUUCCUUAAGAAGGCGGGGAAAAGCGGCGCUGAUCCAUCGCAUCUUCGUCCCAUCUCGCUUCUUGAGCCUCUGGGGAAAGCGGUCGCGGGAGUCUUGAAAAGGCACCUCCUGCCCUUUGUCACCGACCGGGUCAUGGAUUUACCGCUGUUCGGCUACUUGCCCAACCGCUCACCGAUACAGGCACUCGAGAUUGUCUACAGCCAUUGCAGCAGCGUCCGCUCUCGCGCCCAGGCCAGCAAGCGCUCCUUCUAUGCGCUCAAGCAGGGGCAUCAGGCGAUGGGACUACUCGGAGUACCCGAGGACUUGCAGGACAUCAUUUUGAAGUGGACGGCUGCCACCUCAUACCACAUCGUGCAGGACAGCAAUGACCAUCACUUCGGCUCAGACAAAGGAGUACGCCAAGGAUGUCGUCUGUCCCCUACGUUGUGGUUGUGCAUCAGUUUCGUCAUAGUUCAGAAGAUCGAGGCAGUGCUCGGCAACAAUUGGUGCCGUGAUCACUUGGUGGGAUUCGCCGAUGACACACACCUCAGGUGGGAAUUUUCAGAGGCGGAGCAACUCCAAGAUGCGCUUUCUCAGGCUGAUCAAGUCCUCAGCCUGCUUGAGUCGCUGGGCCUCACGCUCAACAAGGAGAAGAGCGUCUGUCUAUUAAAGAUUGCCGGGUCCCAGGCUCCUAGUCUUCAUCGCAAGCUUUCUCGCAAAACCGAGCAGGGGCACGAGCUACACAUUUCAGAGCGCUGGCAGCUGCCGUGGAGAUCUCAACAUGUUUACCUCGGUGCUUGCAUUUCUUAUGGUAACUAUGAACUGGAGAAUGCGCAACAUCGGGCUAAGGCAGGCAAGGCAGCUUAUGCCAGGCUACGGGGAGCUCUACAUACGCACGGCAUCCUGCCCUUGCGGAAACGGCUUGCACUCUGGCAACACAUGGUCGUCACAUCAACGCUGUACUCCAUUACCGCUUCAGGUCUCAACCGCAAAGCCUACGAUUUCUUGCGCGUUCUGCUCACCAAGCAGGCCAGAGCCAUCGCCAGGAGCCCCAGACACCUUGACUUGGAAAAUGAUGCGAAAUUCUGGGAACGAGUAGGCUUGGAGCCCGAACAGGCGAGCCAGCUCUUUCAAGAGACUUCGCAGGACCAGGCAACCGCAGACACACAUGUUUGUCCGGAAUGCAAUGCCAGCUUUGACUAUGCGGGGCUGCCACCGACAGCUCAGCUCUCCUAUCUGCAGCAGGCACAGAAUGGCACGAUCGACCAGAGCCUCGAGACCCUCGAGCAGGACAGUGACGUGCGUGCGGAGCUUAAGCGCAUCGAGCUGCCACUUUUCAGUGGAGGCGCAAGCAUGUCAGCCGAGUGCAGGCGCGUUGUGGAUUAUGCGGCGCAAGCACCACCAAAGGCUAUGACGACAGGCUUGGAGACUGAGCGGACUGAGCCGGGCAUCGUCAUGACCGAAGCCCUUCCCUCGAAAGAGUUUGACCAACAGGUGGAGACGGAGCUACGCACCAUGUUCGGGAUGCUACCAGAGCAGAAGCGGGUCCACGACGUGACGACGGAACAAGAGCAGGACAAGGAUCGACCAAACAAGGCAGCCAAGACGGACGACAACAACAACGGCAAGGGCAAGGGACACCGGCCGAAAGCCGGGCGGAGAGUGGGGGCCAACAACGGGUCGGGGGGAUCGCAGCGUUCUUUUCAGCGACAGGUGGGUGCGGACGAGCCGGAGGGCCUGAACGAGGGAAUGAUGCUCCUCAUGGCAAGGUUGCUACUUCGCCAGGACGAGGCCAUCACGGUCAUGAGACAGUCGACAGGCUUUGUGCUGUGGGUUCGGACAUCGCCAGCAGUGCUCCUCCCGAAAAUCGUGGGAGCCGCCAAGCUUUGGAAGGAGCGAGCUGCGAAGCCGGACAACCCCAUGUCCAUGACCAGCCUGCGCUCAACCCUGCUGUGGACCCUGCUGCAUCAGUGCGUGGUGUAUGUCGAGCAGGUCACCCGGGAAGCGGAGCCCAUGCAGCAUGCCACUCAGCAGGGUUGGCUCAACAGCUCAGGCCAAUGGGCGUACCAGGUGUGGGAUCACACCAACAAGGUGCUGAAGGUGGAUGGCGAGAAGGAGCCGAUGCACCACGAGGCUCUGCUGACGUUGCUCAAGGAGCUCAAAGCACUGGCGACGCAAGACACAAUCUCCAGAUUCCAUGCGACGAGACCCAUCCUAGGAGAGCUAAAGGGACCCCUGGUGACCUUUAUCCUGGACGUGUCAUUCAGGACGGCCGCUUCGAACGAGAUGUACAACAAGCUGUGUGGGGAUGAUGCGAGCUUUUUCAACAGGCAGGGCAUUGCAGCUUUGAAGACCAUUCUUGACCAUAGUGACAGACAGCACGACGCCGCAGAAUUCUACAGCUUUGUGGUCGCGGACUUAACGCAUGAAACCGAGCUUGGCAACUGCAUUCAGCCGCCACAGAUCCUUGUGAUUCGCUUCGCACGUGAGGCUGCACAUGCCAGCAUUCACAGGCCCUUCCUUUUGCCUAUCGCGCUGGUUGCAAACAUAGCUCACGUGAGGUCUACUUGCUCUUCUGUAGACGAGCACCCGAUGAUGAAGUUGCAGACGUUUUCUGAGUGCUUUCACGCCGUGUGA